AUGGAGGAACUUCUGUUACCGAACGUUGGGGAGGAGGUGCGCUCUGACAACAGCUCGUACGCGCCUGGAAAUGCAGAGAGGACGAUGGGGGACCAAAUGAAGACUUUCCUCCUGAAGGGGGACCUGAGGGCGGUGACGAAUUUCUUUAAGAGGAAUGGGCUGCUCACGCUGUCAGUCAUCUCUGUGAUCACCGGCUGCACGCUAGGCUUUAUAUUGAGAGGAAGUCAGAUGUCUACACAGAAUCAGGUGGUGAGGGUGGGUAGAUGCGUCUCUAACAGCAUCCCCAUCAACACAGGAGCACCUCAGGGAUGUGUCCUCUCGCCACUGCUCUACUCCCUCUACACUUCAGACUGUGUGGCCACCCACGGCUCCAACACCAUUGUGAAGUUUGCUGACGACACAGUGGUACUAUUUUCUAAGUCCCCCUCUGUCCUUGCCUUGCUGUGCAGUUUAAUGUCGGGUCUAUCAUCGAUGGAGUCGAAGGCAUGUUGCCGAAUGGGUGUCCUCACCGUCACAUACUACCUCUGGACCACCUUCAUCGCCGUAGUGGUCGGCAUCUUUCUCGUGAUCAUCAUCAAACCAGGUGUGGGGACAGAGGUGGAGAGCAACCGGCUGGGUGGCGGGCCUGUCAUAACCUCGGCUGACGCCCUCCUCGACCUCAUCAGGUCUUGAAUCCUGUAACUAAAUAUGAUUUUCUUUCUUCAGUACAAAACAGACCUGAUUCCCAUCCUCAAAGUCCCAACCAAAACAAUUCAGCCCAACUUUGUCUAUGUGAUCCCUGAUGACAAUGACCCCAAAGGGCACAUGGUGUACCUCGAGCUGACUCCUCCUCCAGAUGUCAUAUACAAGACAAGUCCAGGCAGCAGCCAGCAGAUGAAUGUCCUUGGCAUCGUUAUCUUCUCUGCAACUAUGGGUUUGUUGCUGGGCAGGAUGGGAGAGCGAGGAGUCCCACUGAUCAAUGUCUGUCAGUGCAUCAACGAGUGUGUCAUGAAGAUCAUCAACGCUGCUGUUUGGUAUUUUCCAUUUGGGAUUAUCUUUUUGGUGGCGGGGAAGAUCCUGGACAUGCAGGAUCCGAGCACACUGGGGAAGAAGUUGGGCUGGUACGGCGUUACUGUGCUCACCGGGCUCUUUGUUCAUGGACUUGUCCUCCUUCCUCUCUUCUACUUCCUUCUCACCAGGAAGAACCCCUUCAGCUAUAUCCGUGGCCUCCUGCAGGCCUUGGUCAUCGCCCUGGCAACCUCCUCCAGCUCUGCCACACUGCCUAUCACCAUGAAGUGUUUGUUGGAAAACUGUCAUGUGGACCGGCAAAUCGCUCGUUUUGUUCUCCCAGUGGGUGCCACUAUCAACAUGGAUCCUGUGCCGUCCUACGGGACACAGACUCCACACAAAAACUCCAACACGGUCGAUGUGCCAAUGACGGAGAUGCACACACACAAAGACAGCACGUUCGAUUUGACGGGUGACUCGGUGAGCCAGAUGAAUGCACACACAGUCUACUACAACAUCUGCCAGGUGUAA
Neolamprologus brichardi is the source of this 1518-nucleotide messenger RNA. The record is from RefSeq and is a predicted model, not a curated record. NCBI's taxonomy places the organism in Eukaryota, Metazoa, Chordata, Actinopteri, Cichliformes, Cichlidae.